Messenger RNA from Triticum aestivum (bread wheat), 1722 nucleotides. RefSeq names its product WRKY transcription factor 55. The record is from RefSeq and is a predicted model, not a curated record. The transcript is spliced from 3 exons. NCBI's taxonomy places the organism in Eukaryota, Viridiplantae, Streptophyta, Magnoliopsida, Poales, Poaceae. Gene Ontology annotation, molecular function: DNA-binding transcription factor activity; sequence-specific DNA binding. Gene Ontology annotation, biological process: regulation of DNA-templated transcription. Bases 614 to 1474 code for a protein of 286 amino acids.
UUGUGUGCCCCAGACCCGGUAUGUGGCUCGACUGAGGCUUCCGGUUUUUGAUGAUAGACUUAGGUGAGUGGUCUGGGUAUUUGGCCCAGCUAGCACUCCUUCAUCAUAUGGAUAUGAGUAGUGUCAUAUGUUGCCAAGAUGACGGAUUCAGGCAUAUUAUUGUAAUACUUUGUAAGGUCCUCAAGAAUAAUCAAUAAAGUGGCCGCAUGCAUCUUUCAGAUGCAGAGGCCGGGGGUCAUCCCCUUUUCUAAAAAAACAGAUAACUUUAAUUGGAUUUAGGUUUUUUAACUCUAGUGUUCUCUUUUGGUCAUUGCCUUUCACCUAGCUACUCAUUCUCCAAUACACGUUCAAUUACACAUCAAGCUAGGCAUUACUUGAGGUUCACACAGAUUAGGCAUUUCUCUUUUGCACCAAAACACGCAAUAAUUAGACACUAUUUUAAUUGGUAAAUACAACUGUAUUUCUUUUAUAUAUGUACAGACACUUCACAACUCAUGUCUCUCAGCUAGGCCAUUUCCUCCAAUUAAGAAUCCAACACCUAAUCCAAAUCCACAGAGUUCACUCACGUCCGCCUCCUGAAGAAGAGUAGACUAGAGCAAUAUCCCCUCACCUCAUGGCGAUGCGGCCCAAGUCCGAGAUGUCCCCGCCGCCCUCCGACCAGCGGGACGCUGUCAUCGAGGAGCUGAGAAAGGGCGCCCAGCUGGCUGACUGCCUCCGGCAACAGCUGGAGCUCAUCCCGGAGCUCGGUCGCCGCAGCGCCGCGCUGGCCAACGUGAGCAACAUCUCCACGGCCCUAGUGUCGUCCGCCUCUAUGCUGGAGUCCAACAGAGAGCAGUACAGCUGCUCUUCCUCCGACCCCGGGGCGGCGGCCUAUGCUGCCGGCGCCUCUGGUAGUGGCGGUGGCACUGGGGCACGAAAUGGAGCCAUUGCCCGCACCAGGAAGGCAAAGCACCGGCGAGGCACCCAUGGCGAGGAGCUUCCAAUCAGGGAGGUACUAACUGAAACACCAGAAAAUGAUGGGUUCCACUGGAGAAAAUAUGGCGAGAAGAAGAUCCUGAAUGCUGUUUUCCCAAGGUCAUACUACAGAUGCGGAUACAGCGACGAGCACAGGUGCCCGGCAAAGAAACUUGUGCAGCAGCAAAACAAUAGCGACCCUCCUGUGUUCAUGGUCACCAUGAUCAACGACCACACAUGCAGUAGUUUGUUCCCCGCUGAUGAUCAACCACACAGCAGCUCAAACAGUGCUACUGCUAACUCACAAGUGCUCGACUUCACCAAAGCAUCGCCCUCUUCAGCUGCUGGUGUAUGGAGGUUGAAGAAAGAGGAAGAUGCAGGAAUGUCAGUGACCGUGCCUAGCUACACGCAUGAUGAGCUGGCUUCUUAUUCCUCCUUGCCGUUGCUCUCACCGAAGGAGUGGGAGAUGGAGAUGGAGAUGAAGUCACUUUUUAGUCAUCACUCGGGAGGUGGUACUUAGCUAGCUAGUUAUUCUGUGAAACUUAUUGCUUUUCGCUAGCUAGAUCACUUUGUUGCGUCCAAAUAACUACCUGAACCUGAAUAAUUGCAUGGAUGCGCGUGAGGGUUUAUGUACGCUCGACUGUUAUAGUGUUAGUAGUAUGACAGCACAAGUACAAGAGAUGUUUUCUGAGAUGUAUAACAGACUUGCGCUUGAUAACCUUUGGAGUGCAACAGGCCUCCGGCCAUAUGGUUAGUUGCCUAGUUGCC